AUGAAAAUACAUCUUUUUGGUCACUCCCGUAUUAUGCUUAACUUACGAACUCUCGAGCGAACGUGCACAGCAUUUGAACUCGGUGACAUACAAAAACUUAUUGAUUCUGAAUGCUUUUCCAAGGUGAAAAUAAAUCAUACGUAUCUCCGAAUUCCACCCCACACCACUUCGUCCGGUCUGAAUACGAUGUACACCACAUUUGGAUUUCACAACUCUUAUCACCCAAAUUAUAUUUCAUACCCAGCGCUGAUAUUUCUUCGACGGGCAUUGGUGCGCUACAGGAUAACCGGUCGGUGGUAUGUGUUUCUCUUGGACUUCCGGGAGCAUUCUCAAAACUCAGUUUGGAGGCCCUGGUGGUUUAAUGAUUUAUCGAAUGACUACACAGAUAUCUUGAUGCUAAGUUUACCGUUUACACAGAGCGAGGAACAACUAAGCUUCAACUACGAUCCUUAA
Messenger RNA from Opisthorchis viverrini, 453 nucleotides. RefSeq lists its product as hypothetical. NCBI's taxonomy places the organism in Eukaryota, Metazoa, Platyhelminthes, Trematoda, Opisthorchiida, Opisthorchiidae. The record is from RefSeq and is a predicted model, not a curated record. Bases 1 to 453 code for a protein of 150 amino acids. The transcript has 2 exons.